AUGGAAAAGAUUAUGUCAGCUUUGAUAAAAUCGUUUCACGUUGAUGAAAUUUACACUACUAUUAAAUCGACCAAGGAUCUUGUCACACCGACUCCUGUGGAAUCCGAAAUUGUUCAAUCGAAUAAUUUCCACAAUAUCGAUGAUGAAAUAAGAAAUAAAGAUAUAUUGGACACCGGGAACACCGACGAAAUAGCAUUUAACAAUAACAAGGGUGGAUGUGACGUGUUGAGGGACGACUUCAUAGAAGUGGCAGUGGACCCUCACGAUAUUCUGAAAACGCAGACUUUUGUAUACUCUAUAACUCCAGCGGAGCUCCGUUUGUACUUUAAAGAUCGGAACUCUAAGAACGCAACGGUGCCCAAAAAGGGUAAACUAUUUGCAAGGUUCUCCUUCAACGCAAUAGUGACGCCCUUUGAGACCAUUUCUUCGUCUCGUGAAUGCUUUCGUAUGUUUUACAAGAACUCACCCAUAAUAUUUUGUGGGAGUGAUACUAAAUCGAGAGAUUCAUUUAUGGUAUCUCUGAUCAAGGCUAAAUUCUGCCACGUUGCACACACAGCAUUGAGUCCAGCACACAAAACGUCCGAAAGGGGUAAGGGUGCUGAAAAGUUACCAAAGUACUCGACUAAGAUAAAGCGUCUUGAGAGUCUGCUCAGCGGGAAGGAGGACGUCGGCAUAAAUCCUCACGAGAACAAGAUUACGAACAUUGACAUAAAGAAUUUGAUCUCUGGAAGGCCACAGAUGAUGUUUCUAAGGCCAAAGGCUGAUAAGCCUCACAGGUUCGCCUCUAACUCCUGUGAGAAGCUUCAAACUGACAUGGUUGAGUGCUACAAGGCGUCCCGGUGCUUCAAGGAGCUCAACAGAAGCUUCGAAGAGUGCCUGGACAACCUCAGGGUUGAUGAGGUUGGCGCCGAGUGCGUCCAGCUCAAGAAGUCGCUCGCGCAGUGCAGAAGGAACCUGCUGAAUGGCAAGUUCCGCACCACCGGAAACCCGUACUCCGGCUGA
Theileria orientalis strain Shintoku is the source of this 1002-nucleotide messenger RNA. RefSeq lists its product as hypothetical. Bases 1 to 1002 code for a protein of 333 amino acids. Lineage: Eukaryota; Apicomplexa; Aconoidasida; Piroplasmida; Theileriidae. The record is from RefSeq and is a predicted model, not a curated record. The transcript has 8 exons. Gene Ontology annotation, cellular component: mitochondrion. Gene Ontology annotation, biological process: mitochondrial respiratory chain complex IV assembly.